AGGACAUCGUGGAGUCCUGGGCUGAAGCGCUGAAGGACGGCCUGCUGCGUCACAGAAGCCAAGCUGCUCUGGGACCCCCACAGACGACUGCAAAGAGCGUGCUGCUCGCGUGGAUGGAGUGGUUCCAAUUUCCUAUCAAGUCCUUCACAGCGCUGACGAUUCCUGAUGUCAGUAUGGAAGAUGCUGAGCAUCUUUACCCCUGGGCAUUCGUCAUGAGCAUGGCGUGGCUGGCGCUCUUUGCCUAUCUUGUCGUGGCGGCCUGCAAUGGAAUUCAUAAGGACUUCCGGAUUUCCACAUCUGUCUUGGGCUACACUGUGGCAGCAGCAGGGACUUCGUUUCCCAACGUUUUCAGCGGGAUGUGUGUUGCGAGGCAAGGGAAGACCACUAUGGCUGUGGCAAAUGCCCUGGGAGCCAACGUGCAAAAUGUUUUCCUUGCGUUGGCCAUUCCUUGGGCCAUCCAAUGCACCAUCAACAGGGGAAGCUUCGAGCUGCCAUUCACGGGCUUGUUGAGCGCCGUUGUGGAGAUCUAUGUCACGCUUCUUCCAGCGGUUGUGGUCUUCACACUAUCCAACCAUCAGUUCCCGAGAUGGUCGGGAUAUAUGUUCCUGGUGAUUUAUGCUUGCUACUUGGCCGUGGCACUAACUCAAGACACCUUGCAUUGCCCAUCUUGGCCCUUUUUCUGUUCAGCCACUCAGACAGAUAUGACAGUGGGGACUUCCUGAUCUGAUGCCAACAGCGGCAGUUUUAGGUACAGAUCACGAGGGUCAGGAGUUACAUUUGAAACCCUGUCAACUACCUGAGCCGGACAAACCAUGUCCAGUGCUCGACAUGGCCAAUGCAACCAAAA
This is a messenger RNA of Cladocopium goreaui, 847 nucleotides long. The record is from the annotation of a GenBank genome assembly. NCBI's taxonomy places the organism in Eukaryota, Dinophyceae, Suessiales, Symbiodiniaceae.